This is a messenger RNA of Durio zibethinus, 3082 nucleotides long. NCBI's taxonomy places the organism in Eukaryota, Viridiplantae, Streptophyta, Magnoliopsida, Malvales, Malvaceae. The record is from RefSeq and is a predicted model, not a curated record.
AGGUAUCAAAUUUUCCCCAUGCUUAGCUGAUAUCAUCAAAAACUGACUCUUUAAAGCAGAUUCAACCGGGAUAUACAAAACCAUUUUUGAAGGAAUUAAGCUGCCAAUACAGAAGGAGACUCAAAGGUUUAUUAUUCUUUUGAGAAUGCGAUAGUCAUGGAUGUGAGCUUCUGAACAAUUCUAAACCCUUUAAUAGUGCUAGGUGGUCCUUGCAGAUGCUAGUUAUGCAGGCCCCAUUCCCUAUCCAGUUAGACCAUAGGUGAGCUCCCAACUGAAUUUUCCUGAUCAAAAGGGCUCAGCCUAGGUAGACCAUAGGUGAUGGAUAAGGAGCAUCGAUCAACCCUAAUGCAAGCUAGCUCAUAGUAGAAAAGUAUGUAGUGGAGACAUUAGAGGUCGCUUAUUUGGAUACCAUUCGGACAAGUUGAAAGACUUUUAUGGUGAAGAAUAACCUCAAGUUCCCACGCCUUUCAAUUCCUUAUAUAAGCUUACCAAAAUCAGGAUAUUCCUCAAAUAAAAUAUCGCUUGCCAAAUUCCAAUCCUCUACCAUGGCAGCUGAUCAAACCAAACUCCUGUAUGUUUGGCUCUCUUUUAGUAUCUCAUUUAUCUUUACCAAGCUAGUACAAGGUGACAACUAUAUUGUCCACAUGGACCUAUCAGCCAUGCCCAAAGCCUUCUCCGGCCAGCAAAGCUGGUACUUGGCCACCCUUGCAUCUUUAUCAUCUAACUUGAGAGUUAAAGCCCCCUCUUCUAAACUUAUCUAUAGUUAUAGCCAUGUUAUUCAAGGUUUUAGUGCAAGUCUCAAACCGGCAGAGCUCGAGGCCUUGAAAAACACUCCAGGCUAUGUUUCUUCCAUUAGAGACAGAACUGCCAAGGUUGAUACCACUCAUUCUUUCAAAUUUCUUGGCCUGAAUUCUGGCACAGGUGCCUGGCCGGUGUCAAAUUUUGGCAAAGACGUUAUUAUUGGGGUGAUUGAUACAGGGGUUUGGCCAGAAAGCGAAAGCUUUAAUGAUAAGGGGAUGACGGAUGUUCCAUCAAAAUGGAAAGGGGAAUGUGAAAGUGGCACCCAAUUCAACUCCUCAAUGUGCAACAAAAAGCUCAUUGGUGCGCGGUCUUUCAAUAAAGGUUUGAUUGCCCACGAUCCCAAUAUCACCAUAUCAAUGAAUUCUCCACGCGACACAGAAGGACACGGGACCCACACUUCAACAACUGCUGCUGGAAAUUAUGUGCCAGAUGCAUCAUUCUUUGGUUAUGCCAUGGGAACUGCCAGAGGAAUGGCCCCAGGGGCUCGGGUGGCCAUGUACAAAGCCCUCUGGGAUGAGGGAGCUUACACGACAGAUAUAAUUGCUGCAAUUGAUCAAGCAAUUGCUGACGGUGUUGAUGUUCUUUCCAUGUCAUUGGGCUUGGAUGGGCUUGAAUUGUAUCAAGACCCUAUUGCAGUAGCCACGUUUGCCGCCAUAGAGCAGAAUAUUUUCGUUUCUACAUCUGCAGGAAACGAAGGGCCAGAUGUAGAGACUCUACACAACGGAACGCCUUGGGUUAUAACUGUCGCUGCUGGUACAAUGGAUCGAGACUUUGGCGCAACUUUAAGUCUUGGAAGCAAAGAUUCCGUCAAUGGUGUGGCUCUCUAUCCAGGAAAUUUCUCGUCAAACGAAUUUCCAAUUGUUUUCAUGGACGCAUGUGACAAUACGAGUGAAUUGAGGAAAAUUGUGCAAAAGAUUGUUGUGUGCCAAGAUCCAGGCAAAGAAGAUUCCUUGAAUGACCAAUUUAACAACAUUCAAGUUGCAGGAAAUAUUGCUGGUGUCUUCAUAACAAAUAACAGUGAUGUAACUUCAUACGCCCAGGGCCCUUUUCCAGCCGUCUUCUUGGAACAAAACGAUGGUGAUACCGUGGUGGACUACAUUGAGAGCAACACUGACCCAAAAGCCAGCAUUGAAUUUAAAAAAACAUUCCUGGGUACUAAACCUUCACCAACUGUCACUAGCUAUACCUCUAGAGGGCCAUCCUAUAGCUGUCCAUCUGUUUUGAAGCCUGACGUUAUGGCCCCUGGUGACUUAGUCCUAGCUGCAUGGCCUCCAAAUAUCGGAGUUGCCCUUGUAAAAAAGGACCUUUUGUUUAGCAACUUCAAUUUACUUUCAGGUACAUCCAUGGCAUGCCCCCAUGUGACAGGAGUAGCAGCACUUUUGAAAGGAGCAUAUCCUGAUUGGAGCCCGGCAGCCAUCAGAUCAGCCUUGAUGACUACAGCUGAUACCAUUGAUAAUACGGGCAGUCCUAUCAAGGAUAUAGGUGAAAAUCUCCAACCUGCCAAUCCUCUAGCCAUGGGAGCCGGCCAAAUCAAUCCCAACAAAGCACUAGAUCCCGGACUCAUAUACGAUGCUACCGUCGAAGAUUACGUGAAUCUUCUUUGCGGGCUAAACUUCACAGAACAACAAAUUAAAAUCAUCACAAAAUCAUCUUCAAACAACUGUUCCAACCCGUCUCUAGAUCUUAAUUACCCUUCUUUUAUUGCGUAUUUCAAUGACAGGAAUGCAAAACCAAAUUCAAAAACUGUGAAGGAAUUUCAAAGAACAGUGACCAAUGUUGGAGAAGGAAGCUCCGGCUACAAAGCUACGGUAACACCCUUCAAGGGAGUUAAGGUAACUGUUGAACCAGACACGUUGGUUUUCAAUGCAAAAAACGAGAAGAAAAACUUCAAGCUGAGUAUAGAAGGUCCAAGACAGCUGGAUGAGGCAGUGAAAUUUGGUUAUCUCACUUGGGAAGAUAGCGGAAGAAAACACGUUGUUAGAAGUCCAAUAGUCGCCACAAGUUACAUCAUAGAAAAAUGACAAACUCGUUUCCUAAAAUGUGAUCUUCAAGUUUCUAUGUUGAAUAAAGAAUUUACAGUAUUAAGCAAAGCAAAUGGUGUCCUGGGAAUUGAGAUUAAACUUGCUAGUUGCAGGCUGAUCCAAUUCAGUAACUUUCGCUGUCACAAACUUAUUUAAUGAAAGAAAUUGAAACAAUUUUAGACUCUUAAAACUUUAAUUAUGGGUAUGUUUUUAGUAAAUGAGGAAAAAGCCCCUACAGUACUUGAAAAUUGAAACUUUUG